This is a messenger RNA of Neoarius graeffei (lesser salmon catfish), 747 nucleotides long. RefSeq names its product ring finger protein 151 (gene rnf151). The record is from RefSeq and is a predicted model, not a curated record. Gene Ontology annotation, biological process: regulation of canonical NF-kappaB signal transduction; positive regulation of JNK cascade. Gene Ontology annotation, molecular function: zinc ion binding. The annotation marks the transcript as partial. The transcript is spliced from 3 exons. Gene Ontology annotation, cellular component: plasma membrane signaling receptor complex. Lineage: Eukaryota; Metazoa; Chordata; Actinopteri; Siluriformes; Ariidae.
UGCCAGAGUGGUGGCUAUGAAGUCGACCUUUUUGUGGACCCCCCAGACUAUGACCUUCUCUGUAUCAUAUGCAAAGGGGUUCUACGCUGCCCUGUGCGUGUGGCAUGUAACCAUGUCUUUUGCAAGAAAUGCAUUUUGCAGUGGAUGAGGAGACAGGAAACAUGUCCAUGCUGCCGGAAGCCUGUCAGCCAGCGCCUUAUGUUUGUUAUGUUCAAACUCAGUAAAUCCAUUGGCCGUUUACCAAUCAAGUGUCGAAAUGAGCAGCAGGGAUGCACGGCCACCUUCCCUCUCUCAGAGGAGUAUCUCCACAGCUCCACAUGCCCAUUCGAGUGGUUGCUGUGCCCACAACAGGGCUGUGGGACUAGGGUACUGAGGAAGGAGGCCCAGGCACAUGCUCAGACCUGCAGCCACUGGAGGCAGCUGUGCCCGAUGGGUUGUGGCACACUGCUGAGCCGCAAUACUCAGGCCCAGCACAACUGCUACAGAGAGCUGCAGGAGCAGUACGAGGCCCAGAGACAGACGCAGCGAACCAUUGCCUCUGCACUGCGCAGGAAGAUGCAACGCAUGCAGAACUGCAUGGUCCACAUGACUCGGCAGAUCAGCCUGAUCUGCGAAAACCUGGAGCUCAGUGAAAACCUGGAGGAAGAGGAGGAGGAGAACCCUGGUGAGGGAACCAGUACAGAGAGAAGCUCCAGAGUCGGCCACAGCUCCAUCACACACACCAGCUCCAGUAGUAGCAGCUCCUAA